UCUAAUUUAAGUUCGUAAAGAACUGAGGAAGAUAGUAGUUUUAUGGACUCAACUCCGAUUAAUGCCUGUUAACAAUGCAAAACAAAUAUUUAUAAAAGCAUCAUUAUUCCUUUUGAUUUUUGCCGGUUUUAUUCUUUUUUCUUCCAACAUAUCUCUACUGAUUUAUAUCCAGUGCAUUUAUUACCAAUGACCUUCACUAUUACUCCAAUUGUACCUCCUCCUCAACAGACAGGCGUUGAUUUCGGUGUCAUCAUUGAGGACUUGGAUCUCGAAAAGAUUACCCCCGAGGAUUUUGAAAAGUUAUUUGAAGCAGUUUAUACUCAUCAGGUUGUCGUCGUUCGUAAUCAGGGCCACGUCAAACCUGAGACCCAAUAUGAAUUAACUAAGCGUUUUGAUCCUCAUAAUCUGGACGUAUACGGGCAUGCAUCGAUGCACCGCGCUAAACAAUCCGUAAUCGCUCGGGAUAUCUCACCUUUACCUACUUGCCCUCAAGUUCAGCUACUAGGCAAUGGUGUUGUGCGUAAUCAUUAUGGUGUUGAUGAAAAAGUAUUGAAGCACCCUAGUCAUCUUGUUUUCCAUAAAGAUGUGUUGACUCAAGAGCAAAUGGAUGCUGGACAAACGAGAUUCUAUCGUUGGCAUAUGGACGCAGCACUGUACAAGUUGAACCCACCCAAAGUAACUACAUUAUUCGGCAUAAAAAAUCCUGAGCCUAGACGUGAGAUCGUUCGUUAUGAUGAUGGCACAGAUGAUCAGUUAGAGGUUCAAUUGGGAACAACUGCUUUCAUUUCCGGUCAAAAAGCUUUUGAAAUAUUACCUCAAGAACUUAAAGAACUAGCUUUCAAGACUAAAGUGAAAUAUGCUGCUCAUCCUUAUUUAUGGAUGUCUAAGGCAAAGGCUCAUUCAACAGGUUUAGGCAUGGUGUCAGAAGGUAAAGAACUCUCGAAGGACGAAUUACCAGAGAUUAAUGAAGAAGAUAUCAAAAUUUAUCCCAUGUUGUGGAAAAAUCCUGUAACGAACAAAAUUCAUCUACAAGUUCAUCCUGCUGCAGUGGAAGAUCUCAUCAUUGAUGGCAAGCCUGUAGGAGAUUUAAAGAAAGUGAGAGAAUUAUUGUACAAGUUCCAACGACCGGCUAUUAGUCCCGAAAAUGUGUUUGCUCAUGAAUGGCAAGACGGCGACUUUGUCAUCUUCCAUAACCGUGGUGUGUUACAUUCAGUUGUUGGCUCGUUGAAAGACACUGAUGAACGAGUAUUCCACCAGUGCAAUAUUGCUAGUGCGGACGAACCUAUUCCUGUUACUGAAGCUGAUUUUGCACCUUAUCUUGAAAUAAAAACAGCUGCAUAAUUUCAAUAUGCGCACAAUUGUAAUCUUUAACUGUUGCUAGCAUAUAUUUAAUCUUCUGCUUUGACCAAUAUUCUUGAACUGAGGUUGGUGUUGUGAGAGUCUAACCUUCUAUGAAAAUUAUGUGUCAUGGUAAAGCAAUUAAUUUGAGACGGUUUUAUCAGGGCACGUUUCUGGUAAUAUUUGUGGGUUCGAUUGCAAAUGUGUUGCAGUUUUCGUUAAAGAGCAGCUCUUUAAUCCAGGUUGCUUAAAACUGUGGACUUUUGCCUCUUCCAAAAAUUCUACCACGGCAUACUUAUUCCUACAAUGAGCCCAUUUUUGAGUUAUAAUAGAUAAUAAUCAUACUGUUAAAACUACUGUCC
Mycotypha africana is the source of this 1700-nucleotide messenger RNA. RefSeq lists its product as uncharacterized. The transcript is spliced from 6 exons. NCBI's taxonomy places the organism in Eukaryota, Fungi, Mucoromycota, Mucoromycetes, Mucorales, Mycotyphaceae. Gene Ontology annotation, molecular function: oxidoreductase activity. The record is from RefSeq and is a predicted model, not a curated record. The coding region runs from base 187 to 1341 and encodes 384 amino acids.